GAGGAUGGAGGUGGACUGAUCGUGGUGUGGAACCACUCCCAGCCUCCCUCUCUCCUCUCCUCUCCUCUCUGUGAUGCUGCAGCUCCUCUCCUCUCCUCAGUCUCCAGUAAACAGCAGUCAUGGCGACAGUGGUCCAGCCGCUCACACUGGAGAGAGAUGUUGCCCGGGCCAUCGAGCUGCUGGAGAAGCUGCAGGAGUCCGGGGACGUUCCGGGCCACAAGCUGCAGUCGCUGAAGAAGGUGCUGCAGAGCGAGUUCUGCACCGCAAUCAGAGAGGUUUACCAGUACAUGCAUGAAACAAUUACAGUCAAUGGCUGCCCGGAGUACCAGGCGAGGGCCACAGCUAAGGCCACGGUUGCAGCCUUCGCAGCCAGUGAAGGUCACUCGCACCCUCGAGUGGUCGAGCUUCCCAAGACGGACGAAGGGCUAGGUUUCAACGUGAUGGGCGGCAAGGAGCAGAACUCUCCCAUAUACAUCUCACGCAUCAUUCCUGGAGGUGUGGCUGAAAGGCACGGUGGCCUAAAGCGAGGGGAUCAGCUGCUGUCCGUCAACGGUGUG
Messenger RNA from Austrofundulus limnaeus, 557 nucleotides. RefSeq names its product lin-7 homolog A (C. elegans) (gene lin7a). Gene Ontology annotation, molecular function: protein binding. Lineage: Eukaryota; Metazoa; Chordata; Actinopteri; Cyprinodontiformes; Rivulidae. The record is from RefSeq and is a predicted model, not a curated record.